CAGAGUCUUGAAGAUGGUAGCCAUCAUCACACUGCUGGUGCUGCUGUUCUCCGAGUGCGGAGCUCAGAUCCAGUGCUCCCAGAGUGAACUGGAGACCGAGAACCAGCUGAGAGAACUCAGAGCCAUGGUGCUGGAGCUGAGAGGGAAGCUGACCGGUACCCAGAAGGAGCUCCGGGACACCAUGACUGCGCUGCACGACACCAACACUGCGCUAGCAGCAGUGAAGGCCUCAAAUGCCGCCAGAGACACCAGACUGGUGGCCACGGAGAGAGUCGUGGAGCAAGUGAAGAGAGACACCGCAGCACAGCAUGCAGACUUAACCUCUGUGAAGACCAACGUGGCAAAACUGAAGUAUGAGUUUACAGAGAAACCCAAGGUAGCGUUUUCGGCAGGUUUGACCAACUCAGGAACUGUGAAGGCUGGGAACACUGACUUGAACUUGGUCUUCACUAAAAUCAUCACUAAUGUUGGAGAGGCCUACAGCAGCACAACAGGCUUCUUCAAAGCUCCAGUCAGGGGAGUCUACUACAUCAGAUUCACAGUCAUGGACCACCUAGCCGGACACAUUAUGUACAUCAAGAUGUAUAAGAAUGGAGAGCAGGUCAUGUUUUUAGGAGAGUAUGAUACAGAUGGACAUUCCUCCUAUCUGUCCAGUGGUGCGACUCUGCAGCUGGAGGUGGGAGAUGUAGUCAACAUGCGACUCCCUGCAGGCUACAGGCUCUAUGAUGAUGCUGGUAAUCACAACACCUUCAGUGGCUUCCUGCUCUUUCCUCUCUGAAUGCAACACACUGAA
Alosa alosa (allis shad) is the source of this 793-nucleotide messenger RNA. RefSeq names its product complement C1q tumor necrosis factor-related protein 3-like. The coding region runs from base 14 to 778 and encodes 254 amino acids. The transcript has a single exon. Gene Ontology annotation, molecular function: protein binding. The record is from RefSeq and is a predicted model, not a curated record. Lineage: Eukaryota; Metazoa; Chordata; Actinopteri; Clupeiformes; Clupeidae.